This is a messenger RNA of Seminavis robusta, 4253 nucleotides long. The record is from the annotation of a GenBank genome assembly. Lineage: Eukaryota; Bacillariophyta; Bacillariophyceae; Naviculales; Naviculaceae.
GGGUCCUGUUCGUUGUUCGUGGCAACCUGGUUCGAUUCGCCAGCUAUUAAUAUCCGCUUCCGCAUCACUUCAUCCCAUGGCCCAUGGGUAACCUCUGUAUUGGUUGUUGCCAAGUAAGUUGCCAAAGCACAAUAACAGACAGAACAGAAGGACGACGCUUAAGCCAAAAAGACGCAGCACUGCACUCGAUUUAGUUCUUUACGCAGCUCAAGUAAGAUGACGGAAAGUUCCUCCAUGGAGGAUGGGUCCAUGACGAUCACAGCCUUGCGCAAAAUGAGUGCAGGUGCAGACACUACUUUUAACAGCGACGAUGACGAUGCUUCAGGACUCUCCUGGGGGACCGGGAAUAACUCGUCCUAUAUCAAGCGACUGAGUGGCAUUCGAGGGUCCUUGAAUACCGUUGGACGGAGGGAAUCCAUGAAGGAGUUUGCACAACGAUCCCAAGAGUUCAAGAGUGAGAUCAAGAUUCUAGCCAACAGCUUUGAACGAAAAAUGUCGGUGCGUUACAACAAUGUUACCAAGGAAUUUUCCGUCAACAAGUUGCAGUUUCACCGACUGGAAUUGGUUGGACGAGAAAACGAAAAGGAAAUCUUGAAGGAACGACUCUUCAGUCUCAAUGAAAGAGUCCUCCAAGAUCAGGCAGAACAGGCAGCUAGGCCCUUCUCGAGAGCUCCCUCCGAGAUGCGUACUUCGUUGACCAAUGGAAGAUUCUCCUCUAGUCGAUCCAGUCUGGCAAAUGCUGAUCAGGCAAGGCCCCAUUCACGUUCUCCCUCGGAUAUGCGUACUUCCUUGAAGAACGGAAGAUUCUCCUCGAGCCGAUCUACUCUGGCAAAUGGUGAACGGAAUCACGGCAGCCCUGGUACAAUGGUCGGACAUCGAGAGCUCAUCAUGAUCACUGGGGUAUCGGGUUCGGGCAAGUCGGCUCUGGCUCAAACACUUGAAGAUCAUCUCAACCAACAGAAAAUGGGCGUCUUGGUUCGUGGCAAAUUUGACCUCAAGGCAGCAGAGGAGCCUUAUUCUACCAUUAUCAGUGCUUGCCAUGAUUUGGGAGUCAAGAUUCUGAAGCUAGCUGGCCGUAUGGAUGGGCUCGAUGAGAAUGGAGGAGGAGGAGCGAGAAGCAACAAGCAAUCCUACAGGGAGAUUCGAGACCAACUCCGCCGAGAACUGGUCGGUAUGGAAUUGCAAAUGCUGGUGCAUACCAUACCAAUUCUCGGUGACAUUCUCAUGGACCGAGUUGAUUUAGAUUUAGACGACAUGGACCAGUCAAACUAUACCACUGGUGAACUGAUCAACAGAGCCUCUCAGCUUCGGACCAGCCAGCAGGGAAGCAAUCGCAGCAGAGGAGUGCACAACAGCAUUCAAAUGGGCACCCGCAGUGGUGGUGGUGGAGGUCCCAUGGUGGAGGGCCAGACACAAGAAAUGCUGGAAUCAGCAUUCCGAAAGUUCUUUCGGACAAUCAGCUUCUUCUUUGCUCCAUUGGUUCUUGUCUUGGAUGACCUGCAGUGGUCGGAUAUCAGGACACUUGAGCUGCUCAAGCUAUUGCUUUCGGACACCACCAAUCCACAUCUCAUGGUAGUCGGCUGCUACCGAUCUGAUGAAGUAGAGGAAACACACAAUCUGGCACAAGUCGUUCGUGACUUGAAGCAUGACAGCCAGAACAUCGGCUUGACCGUCACGGAGCUCCACAUUGGCAACUUGACUCCCACGGAUUCAAACGAAAUUGUCAUGACGUUGCUGAACAUCGAUGACCAAGCAAAAACACAAGAGUUAUCUGACCUAUGUCAUCAAAGGACCAUGGGAAACCCAUUUUUCUUUCUCAUGUAUGUGGAAAUGCUGAAUCGGGAUGGAUUGCUCACAUUCAACUUGGGAACCUUUUGUUGGGAGUGGGAUAUUUCCAAAAUCAAAGCAGCCACUGGAGCCACAGCCAAUGUAGUGGACUUGAUGACAGAAAAGUUCUUGAAACAGUCCAAAGAAUUGGUCCAUUUGCUCAAGCUGGCUUGUUGUUUGGGGAAUAUCUUUACAGGGGCAGUACUGUUUUUGGUAUGGGCCAUGUCACCAGACGUCAUCAAGGCAAAUGAUGAAGGAACUGCUAAAGAUGAGCUCUUUCAUCAAUUGCUGGAAGAAUCCAUCGAAGAGAAGUUCCUAGAACGAUGUGAUGAAGGCUUGCGAUGGACCCAUGACAAGGUCCAAGAAGCUGCUAUGAUGCUGGAGCCGCAAGAAGACUUUGAAGCAAGAAAGUACAAAGUAGGGCAUACUCUCUAUACCUGCUUGGACGGAGAGGACUUGGAAGAGUACUUGUUUUGUAUUGUCAAUCUGCUGAAUGAAGGGUCUGCUCACAGAUCCGCAGAGCUUGCUGAGCUCAACCUAAGGGCUGCCAAGAAGGCCAAGAUCUACAACGCUGUAUCCCUUCAGUCGAUGUACUCUGAAUUAGGUAUCGCCAACCUACCCAAUGAUUGCUGGACUAGUUGCAAGGACCUAGCCCUGGAACUCCACAUUGUCCGAGCGGAAGCAGCCAGCAGCAUGGGAGAAUUCCAAACUAUGGAACAGAAUUGCAAUGUUGUGUUUAGUCAAAAGGAAUGUUCAGUUCUAGACACGAUCCCAUGUCACAAGGUUUGGAUUCAUAAGUUUGCCAGGCAUGGAAAUUACCAGGAGGCUUUGAAACUUGAAAUCAAUGUGCUGGAGAAGCUGGGAUGCAGGAUUCCACGCAGACAGCUUCCUCAAGCACUGACAGCCAUAUCAACUCUACUCCGAUUCAAACGAAAGCUCAAAGAGAUUACUCCAACGGCUCCAGAACUACAGAAGAUGCCCUUGAUGACUGACCCUGUUCACAAGAACGCAAUGUCAUUGCUGGCAUCAUUCAUUUUGCAUGCAUAUGUGACACAAAACUCUUUGCUUUGGUUGCUAGGAACCAUUCGAAUGGUCCAUCUUACACUUGAACAUGGCUUGGCGGAUCAAUCACAACUUGCUUUCUCCUCAGCAGGAGUCAUGAUUAUGCAUGCCUUGGGUGACUGGGAAAUGGGAAAGCACUAUGCGACACUUGCUCUCAAAAUGCAUGACAAACUAGAAGAGAGAUCGCAUCGAUCAUCAACCAUGUGUGCAUCGCAUGGCCUUGUUAUUGCCUGGAUGCAUCCGAUGCAGGGUCAGCUUCGGUGGAUGAUGGAGGGGUACAAGCGUGGGAUGCAGCUUGGUGAUAUUGAAUGGGCGUUCUCCAACAUUACUGUCUAUGUUGAGAUGGGUUUGAUAUCUGGUCUGCAGCUGCAUGGACUCUCUGAUGACAUCCGAAUCUACCUGUCGCAGUUUGAGAGUAUGAGCACCAAUGGUGACUAUUCCAGGAGAACACGUCUUAUCUGGCAGACAGCAAUGAAUUUGAUGGGUGAAUCGGAAAGCACAACACUGCUCUGUGGAUCAGCAAUCUCAGAGGAUUACCUUUUGGAGGAGACAUCAACCAUUUCAGGAACCUUUUCAAGCCUGCUUAAGAGUUUUCUUUGUGUACACUUUGGCGAUCAUGAGAAAGGAGCAGCACUUGCUCUCAAGAGAGGCAACAGUGUGUACGAACUGAGUCCUGGUCACCCCUUGGGGAUGGUGGAUCCGUUUCUACGAGCCAUGUCACUCUAUGCCAUGGCUAGAAAAUCAAAGAAGUCCAAGUCCAAGUACCAACGUCAUGCCAACAAAGCACGGAAAGCUGUGAAAGCCUGGCUGAAGAAGGGCAACCCAAAUGUGUAUCACCAACUUGAGCUCCUCAAUGCUGAACGAGCUGCCCUCUCCAUGAGCCAAGACACCAAUGAACUGUAUUACAAGGCUGCACGACUGGCAGUUCGAGGGGGGUGGAUUCAUGAUGCUGCAUUGGCAAGUGAACGACAUGCAGAAUACAUGCUUGAGCAGCAUGACAAGGAGGGUGCAACCAGCAAACUAGAAGAAGCAGUUGAGAGAUACAGCACUUGGGGUGCAACCAAGAAAGUCUCUCAGCUGCAAGACAUGUACUCUGACCUUCUUGAUUUUUAAGCGACAACCCUCGAGGAUUGACAAGUUUGGUGGGGUAUCAGAGUCACGGCUUCGCAGGAAAGUCCUUCUACAUGGAGUGCGCCAACCUGUUGCUUGCUGAUGCAAACCACCAAUCAACAUGGACCCGUGCCAUUGACUACAUGUCAAUUUUUAUGCUCUGGGCAUCCCACUACAAACUAGUAGCUUGCUCACUGUUCGUAUUACUUUUGUCUUUCUAUAUCUUUCUGUAGCUAGCUUGACAUCUAUUCCAC